AUGCCCAUUUCUCCAGCUGAGGCCUUUGAGGAGCAUCACCUGCAGCGCGAUGAUGGAGACAAAGUCAUUCCACCAUCUCUAGCCCUUGUUGCUGCGCUUGAAUCUGGUCACCGUUUUAAGCUCUCUUCUGUAGAAGAGGCCGCUGAUUCCGCAAAAUAUCGUGGAUUUUUGACCAAGGAAGAGUUUGUUUCACUAUGUGAAAAAAACACUGAUAACUGUUUGGACGCAGCUUUGAUGGCGAAGCACAUUUCUGUGCUUGCACCCGAUGGCUUCUUUACUCGAGCCUCACUUCAGGGGGCCGCUUCAAAGGCAGCUUCAAGUCAGGAUUCACUGAGCGUUGACGAAGUUGAUGCGCUUUUUGAUCUUCUAGACAGUGAAAAUACCGGUUCUAUUCCUGCCGAAAGGCUUAUGGAGGCUA
Molecule: messenger RNA, 418 nt
Organism: Trypanosoma conorhini
Lineage: Eukaryota; Euglenozoa; Kinetoplastea; Trypanosomatida; Trypanosomatidae
Product: I/6 autoantigen
Exons: 1
Molecular function (GO): calcium ion binding
Source: RefSeq, a predicted model, not a curated record